GGCGGGCGGCAACGAGCGCGCCUGCUUGACUGGCUGCUGCGCGCGAUGAACAUCUGACUUUCAGCACAGUUCGGAGAAGCUGAUGUCACUCUAGACGGAAGGAAUUUUCACCGAGUGAAUUCAUCUAAUCGUUGAGUGAAAGUGAAGAGGCUCUUAAACAAAGUAACUAACCCAUUGUGGCUUUAAAAAUGAUGCGUGGCAUUUUUACGGUUUGGCAUCGGUGGAUUUUUGGAUUGUCAAUAGCACAAAUGUUAUUUGUCUCAGUGACUGAGUGUGAGGGAAAUACUCUAAAAUACCAGACCAACGAGGAGGGAAAUCCCGGAACAGUGAUCGGAAAUCUGGCCAAGGACAUGUCCUUGAGUCCCUCUUUUAGCUCCAAGACUAAUUUCAGAAUGAUGAAACAAUUCAACAAUUCUUUUAUCAGGGUGAGAGAAAGCGACGGGGAGCUUAUUGUCGGGGAGAGAAUUGACCGAGAGAGAAUCUGCAGGCACACUUUACAGUGUCUAAUCACUUUUGAUGUUGUCAGUUUUUCAAAGGAGAAGUACAAAUUGAUCCAUGUCGAAGUGGAGGUAAAGGACAUUAAUGAUAACUCCCCGGAGUUUCCAAACAAGGAAUCUACAGUAGAGAUCUCUGAAAAUGCCGAUGUUGGGUUUCGUGUUCCUUUGGACCCAGCCGAGGACGCAGACGUCGGAUCAAACUACAUUCAAAACUAUCAGAUUUCUGUCAACGGUCAUUUUUCUAUUGAUGUGCUUUUGAGAGCGGAUGGGGUUAAAUAUGCGGAGUUGGUGCUAAUGAAAGAGCUCGACAGGGAGACUCAGGCAUCCUAUCUGGUUGAGCUCAUUGCCAUAGAUGGAGGAAACCCAUUUCGGUCGGGUUCUACGAAAAUAACAAUAAAAGUUACAGACUUUAACGACAAUCGCCCUGUUUUUGACCAGAAUAAUUUCUCAGUCACUUUGCCCGAAGAUGCACCGGUUGGAUUCGUUUUAUUGGACCUAAAUGCAGUUGAUCCGGAUGAGGGAUUAAAUGGAGAGGUGGUCUAUGGUUUUGGAAAACAGGUUUCUGCAGAGAUCCGAGAACUUUUCGAAGUGGACAGUAAAACCGGGCGCAUUACGCUCAAGAACCAAGUGGAUUUUGAGACAAAAAAAACAUACGAGUUAGACGUGCAGGCGUCUGAUCUGGGAGCUAACCCUACCCCCGCCGUAUGUAAAAUAAUAAUUCAGGUCAAAGACGUUAAUGACAAUGCCCCAGAAAUCAGUAUAACGCCAAUGACCUCCAUCUCAACGGGCAUCGCAUAUAUCAGCGAGACAGCUGACAAGGACAGCCUAGUGGCGCUGAUCAGCACCUCGGACAGAGACUCGGGCGUCAACAGCCAGGUUCGGUGUACCUUAUACGGUCACGACCAUUUCAAACUCCAGCAGGCUUACGAGGACAGUUACAUGAUCGUCACCGCGGCUGCCCUGGACCGGGAAAAGAUAAGCGAGUACAAUUUAACCGUGAUGGCCGAAGAUUUCGGGUCACCUCCGUUGAGAAAAAUCACACAAUACACCAUCCGGCUAAGCGACGAAAAUGACAACGCCCCGCACUUCACUAAGCCCGUCUACGAAGUUUCCGUAGUUGAAAACAAUGCACCGGGGGCCUAUAUAACCACAGUUGAGGCCAGAGAUGAAGACUUGGGGACUAAUGGCAAAAUCACAUACAAACUCUUAGACAGUAUUUUAAUGGGCUCUCCCGUCAACACCUUUGUAUCUCUUAACGCAAUCUCAGGGUCAAUAUAUGCCCUGAGAAGUUUCAACUACGAGGUCAUGAAACAGCUCGAGCUGCGCGUGCAGGCUAGCGACGGGGGUUCGCCCCAGCUCCAGGGCACCGCCGUCAUUAACCUGAACAUCGUGGACCAGAACGACAACGCUCCGUCCAUUGUGGAGCCCGUCCUCAACAAGGGUUCCGCUGAGGUCUUCCUGCCCAGGGACGCACCGGCAGGCUAUGUCGUGACCCAGAUAAGGGCCACCGACGCCGACGAAGGCGCAAACGCGCAGCUGUCCUACAAAAUCACAGAGUGGGGGCACCUGGGUUUCUCCAUCAACAAGGUCACCGGGACGCUACGCGUGAGCCGUCAGCUGACCUACGACCUGUCGGACACCCUGCGGGUCGUCGUGGCCGUCAGUGACAACGGGACGCCCUCGCUGACCUCCACGGCCACGGUGCACUUCAACCUGAUCGAGGGCACGCCCCCCAGCGUGCCCGCCGUGGUCCAGAACUACAGCGAGGAGGCCUUUGAAUGGGACAUGUCCAUUGCGAUCAUCAUCGUCUUGGCCGGGAGCUGCUCACUCCUCCUUCUGGCCAUAAUCCUGAUCACCACCUCCUGCAGCCGGCGCAAGCGGGAGAAAGGAGAGGCGGCGUGCGGCGAGAGAGACGACGCACCGCGCGUGGAGAGUGGAGGCGGCGGCCAUAUUGAUCCGUUGAUCGCCAACCACAAAAGCAACGUGUUCGACGUGCAUCCUUUUCCCGAGAAAGCCCCACUGGCCCCUGGCAAUGCAGUGAAAAUGCCCCCCCCAGACUGCAGGGGGGCAGAGAAAGAGUGUGUCUUUCAAAACCGGAUAAUGGAGGCGAAAUUGGAGGGUUACUCAACAUUGCCUGGCUACAGGAAAGACACCCUUCGGCCCAUAACCAUACGGAAGGGCAACUCAUUCACCACCAUCUCGGCUCGCGACCCCCAGUUCAGCGGGAAGGACAGUGGCAAAGGGGACAGCGACUUCAACGACAGUGACUCCGACGUCAGCGGGGACGGCCACAAAAAAGAGUCCCCGCCGUUAAACAGUCUCUGGGCCUGCACCAGUGAGUGUAAGGUCCUGGGCCAUUCGGACCGAUGCUGGAGUCCCUCGGCCACCAGACCCAACACCAGCCUCUCCAACGGGGCCCACCUCACGACGUUCUCCAAAACCGCCUCCCUGCCACGAAACACCCUUCAGAGGGACGCCUACUACCAACAGGCCCACCUGCCCAAAACCAACGGUCUGCAGAGCGUCUAUGAGAAAGUCCAGCACCAGGAAUUUGAUUAUAUUCUGGUUUGUCCACCAACACCAGCAAGGAUACUAGAGACGGAUGAGGUAUCCCUUCCGGAGUAUGGACACUCCUAAUCAAUCUAGAUCAAAGAACUAUAAUCAUCCAAAAUCACCUAAUGAGAAUUAUGCAUAUUUACAUAUUGUAUAGCCUCUUGUUUCAAUGUAAGUGUUGCGGUCGGUGUUUUCUCUGUGAUCGUCUUCAGUCUCCUUAUAUACUGUAAGACUGUUUAUUUAUAUGUGUAAUAUGCAACAUUUUGUACAUUAAGAAUAUAUUUUUCAUAAUGAUUCAGUGUAAACAACAAUUUUAUUAUGAACUUUGAAGAGCAUGUUUGAACUUUUAAUAUUUCAGGGGCAUGUCCAUGUGACCUUCAGUUUGAAAGGGCCCUUUGUCAAGUGAGAAACAAUCAAUAUCAAAUAUGACCAUGUUUUUAGUAGAUUUUGUCACUACAUUGCACAAAUAAAA
Messenger RNA from Esox lucius (northern pike), 3522 nucleotides. It is a transcript of the gene pcdh8.2, whose product is annotated as protocadherin-8. The transcript has 3 exons. Lineage: Eukaryota; Metazoa; Chordata; Actinopteri; Esociformes; Esocidae. Gene Ontology annotation, cellular component: plasma membrane. The record is from RefSeq and is a predicted model, not a curated record. Bases 189 to 3134 code for a protein of 981 amino acids. Gene Ontology annotation, biological process: homophilic cell-cell adhesion. Gene Ontology annotation, molecular function: calcium ion binding.